CUUUGACGAUCUCCAUCAAACUCCCCGAAACACGCGCAACAUGUCGGCCUUUAAGAAGCGGAAACUGGAGCAUACGGGCAUCAAGUCCGACAUCAAACUCGACAGUAGGAAACCUAAGAGUUCGAAACUCUCAGAGCGAGGCAAUAUCGACGCAAAAGCUUCUGGCGAGACUGCAGCCCAGUCAACGUCAAAUGGCGGAACAAAACAGCUGGCCAAACUCAAUGGAAAGGAUGGUUCAAACGGUCAGACAACGGAUGACGUGUCAAGCGGACCAUUGCCAGAAACGGACUCCGAAGCGGAUCCUGUCGAAGGAUUGAACGAAGAUGGCGACGCCGAGACGACUCCCGCAGUAUCACAGAAGACGUUUGCGGAUUUGGGUGUCACCGACUCCCUCUGCGACGCUUGUGCAGCCCUGGGAUUCAAAGCACCUACAGCCAUUCAGACGGAAGCAAUACCCCUCGCGAUGACAGGUCGGGACAUCAUUGGACUCGCCGAGACUGGCAGUGGCAAAACGGCCGCUUUUGCCUUGCCCAUUCUACAAGCCCUCCUAGACCAACCGCAGCCCAUGUUUGGUCUUGUCCUUGCACCCACGCGUGAACUGGCGUAUCAAAUCAGUCAACAGUUCGAGGCGCUGGGAAGCCUGAUCAAUGUCCGUUGCGCGGUGAUUGUCGGCGGCAUGGACAUGGUGCCCCAAGCCAUCGCUCUAGCCAAAAAACCGCACAUCAUUGUCGCCACCCCUGGACGUUUGAUGGACCAUCUGGAAAACACCAAGGGCUUUUCCCUACGCCACCUGAAGUACCUCGUUAUGGAUGAAGCGGAUCGUCUGCUUGAUUUGGAUUUCGGUCCCAUCUUGGACAAGAUUUUGCAGGUGCUACCAAGAGAGGGGAGGAGAACGAUGCUUUUCUCUGCCACCAUGAACACCAAGCUUGACAAUCUGACUCGUGCGGCCCUUCAAAACCCCGCGCGGGUGAGCAUCAGCAGCAGCUCUUACCAGACGGUCAAAGGGUUGAAGCAAAAGUAUCUCUUCAUCCCGCACAAGUUCAAGGACAUCUAUCUCAUCGCCAUACUUCACGAGUUCGCAGGUCAGACGUGCAUACUAUUUACCCGCACAGUGCACGAAACCCAACGCCUCGCCUUCCUGCUGCGAGCAUUGGGACGUUCAGCGAUUCCGCUGCAUGGGCAAAUGGCUCAAUCUGCACGACUUGGAGCGCUCAACAAAUUUCGCUCGGGCAGUCGAGACAUUCUAGUUGCUACAGACGUCGCAGCGCGUGGUCUCGACAUCCCUUCUGUGGAUCUGGUGCUGAACUUCGACCUGCCCCCGGACAGCAAGACGUACGUGCAUCGCGUGGGCCGAACUGCACGAGCAGGGAAAUCCGGAGUGGCCAUCAGUGUGGUUACGCAAUACGACGUGGAAAUCUUCCAACGCAUCGAGAAGGCUCUGGAUAAGCAUCUGGAGGAGCAUGCGACGGAGCGGGAGGAAGUGAUGGUAUUUGCCGCGCGGGUGAGCGAGGCGCAAAGAGUGGCAAUCACGGAGAUGAAGAAUCUGAACGAGAAGGGCAAGAAGAAGGGGAUUGGCGGAGGGCGGGCGAAGCAAGGCCGUGGGAAACGGGAAGGCAUGGAUGCCGAUGAAGGGUGAGGGGGGUUGUAGUGUUGACGAACCUGGAAUGCAUAAGGUGUAUUUGUACUCCUGAACCUAAUGCACCGCCAACGAGAUAUUCGUGCUCUCGAGUGUCUUACUACAUCUCCUCUCAUUCCUUGUACAGGUUUGGCGACGAAUUGUGCGGCACACGGAUAUACGCCAAUCCGGGUGCGAAUGCGAUGGCCAGGCUGACACUGACCGGAGUAAAGCUCGACUUUGCGCUCUCUAUCGCCGGGAUAUUGGAAAAUCAAUGACGUGAAUUAUAGUUCAAUGAAUAGCAGGCUCGAGUUGAUAUUUAAGCCCAUCGCACUCGUGUGGUAACC
This is a messenger RNA of Neohortaea acidophila, 1962 nucleotides long. Its product is annotated as P-loop containing nucleoside triphosphate hydrolase protein. Gene Ontology annotation, molecular function: RNA helicase activity; ATP binding; nucleic acid binding. Bases 41 to 1636 code for a protein of 531 amino acids. The transcript has a single exon. The record is from RefSeq and is a predicted model, not a curated record. NCBI's taxonomy places the organism in Eukaryota, Fungi, Ascomycota, Dothideomycetes, Mycosphaerellales, Teratosphaeriaceae.